Cooperia oncophora is the source of this 927-nucleotide messenger RNA. The record is from the annotation of a GenBank genome assembly. Lineage: Eukaryota; Metazoa; Nematoda; Chromadorea; Rhabditida; Trichostrongylidae.
AUGAGGCGUGGCCGUGGGACCGUGGUGACUUUGGAGGAAGAGGCGGUGGACGAGGUGGCUUUGGAGGAGGAGGCGACCGUCGAGGACCAAGCCGCUGGGAUGAUGGCGGGCGUGGCGGUGGCGGCGGCGGCAGAGGAGGAUUUCGUGGCGGACCGUGGAGGCCGUGGUGGCUUCGGAGGCGAUAGAGGAGGAGGAGCAGGAGGAGGCGGCGAUUUUGGACGAUCGGAUGAUCGAGUUGAGCUCAAGGAAACUGUGUUCGUUCAAGGUGUACCAGUAACAGCAAAUGAGACGUAUAUUGCCGAUGUGUUCAAUACUGUUGGAGAUAUCGCUAAGAAUGACAGAACUGGUCAACCGAGAAUAAAAAUCUACACAGACAGAGGAACUGGAGAACCAAAAGGAGAAUGUAUGAUUACUUUCGCUAGCGCUGAGAUAGCCCAACGCUGUAUUGAAAUGUAUAACGGUCAACCAUUCCCUGGUGGUGAUCGGCCAAUGAAUAUUUCCAUCGCUAAAUUCAAACCAAUGGAUCCAGCAGGUGGACCAGGAGGACGCGGUGGAGGCGGUGGCGGAGGCGGUUUCCGCGGCGGUGGUGGAAGAGGAGGACGAGGUGGUUUUGAUGGUGGAUUCGGCGGUGGCCGCGGAGGUGGCGGUGGUGGAUUCCGAGGAGACUCAGGUGGUAGGGGUGGACGUGGUCGUGGAGGGUUCAGUCGUGGCGCAGGAAACCCUAACAUGGAACAGCGCAGCAAUGACUGGGCCUGUGAAUCGUGUGGAAAUAACAACUUUGCCUUCCGACAAGCUUGCAACCAGUGCGGCGCUCCGAAAGGAGGCGGCGCAGGAGGAGGAGGAGGCGGCCCCCCUGGUGGCGGCAGUGGAGGUGCUAUGCGAGGCGGUCGUGGUGGAUUCGGUGGAGACAGGCACAAACCAUACUGA